AUGAAAUUCUUGCUUUUGAUCCCUUCUCUCGUUAUGAGCCAAGAUCUCGAAGAAAAUGAUGAGGACUUGGAUUUAUUCCGAAAUGGGAUCUUUCAAGACGGCCCUGGAGGAACAAGAAAAAUCGGAAAAUACUUCCCAGCAGAAGCUCUUGAAGAUGAACCAACCGGUCUUAGAUGCUGGAAAUGUGACCACAAAUCUGUCGCUGCCUGCCAAGCACAAGGAUCGCUAGAAACAUGCGAAUCAAACGAAGACUCCUGCCAGCUAGAAAUCCGAACACGAAAAUCGAAUAUCACCAAGAUCAAAACUGGCUGCAAGCAGAAAAAGGCCUGUCAAAGAAAUCAAGCAAAUAACUUUUUCGAGCAGAGUUUUUGGUACAACAAGGAUAAGACUCAAUGUCGACCGGAGACGAAUCGCGGAUAUACUGUUUCUGUCUGUAGGCAAUGCUGCUGGACUGACAACUGCGUGAAUCAGGGGUCUGGAUUUUGGCCAAAAAUGAAAAGCGAAAGCGAAGCGAAAGCGAAAAAUUUUCAAAAAUUUUAA
Messenger RNA from Oikopleura dioica, 540 nucleotides. The record is from the annotation of a GenBank genome assembly. NCBI's taxonomy places the organism in Eukaryota, Metazoa, Chordata, Appendicularia, Copelata, Oikopleuridae.